CGUUUAUGCUUCACUUACGCGUAUUUAAUUCAAUGCAUAUGCUGUACAUAUUGCAGAAAGGUUUCCUAACUGCGCACUUGAGUAUUUUUCAGGUGUGUUCAGUGUUUCGGUGCGGAUGCAGGUAUUCACUGCUGUUGCAUCUCAUCCUCCCACUGCUGCGUCACGCUGGAGGAGGGCGAGAUCUUUAAAUAUGGAACAAGACUCAAGACGAGCGCGACGCGGGCUGGUUUACGCGCAACGUGGAGCGUUUUCCGACGGGACGGAGAGAGUUCGUGAGCCUGUUGCGUUAUGACUGCUGGACUGACUCAAUGCAUUGUAGUUAGUAGAAGUAGCAGCGAAUUCUCUCUGGCUCCAGACAAACAGAAGUGAGUCUCUGUAUGUGCUCCUUCCUGCCUUUACGCAUCCAGACACGCUGAACUUGGAGCAGAUUCGCACUUGCGCGUAUUUUGAAAGUCUUUCUGAAGCCUGGGCAUACUUGAAUUCAGCGUAAGGAGAAGUAAGAGCGUCUCUGGUAGAAGAGGACGCGCGCGGCACGGUCAACAUGAGCGACAAAAACAAAAUGGAGGAUGAAGCCAUAGUGGACAGAGGAGCAUCUUACAUCAAAAAUGUGUGUGAUGAAGAGGUCGAGGGUCAUCACACAGUCUACAUUGGAGUUCACGUGCCUAAGAGUUACCGUCGCCGUCGACGACAUAGACGACGAUCCAAUCACAAAGAGAGGAGAGAGCGUUUGAUGGAAAACGUCAGCGACAAAUCAGACACAGAGACUGCAGACGAUCCGUCCUCCAGCAUCCUCAAACCUCUCAUUUCUCCAGCUGCAGAGAGGAUUCGCUUUAUUUUGGGGGAAGAUGACAGCGGUCCUCCUCCGCCGCAGCUCUUCACUGAACUCGACGAGCUUCUGGCCGUUGACGGUCAAGAGAUGGAGUGGAAGGAAACAGCCAGGUGGAUAAAGUUUGAGGAGAAGGUGGAGAAGGGUGGAGAACGGUGGAGUAAACCUCAUGUAGCCACUCUGUCUCUUCACUCACUCUUCCAGCUGAAAAACUGCAUCGAGAAAGGAACCAUCAAGCUGGACAUGGAGGCCAACUCACUUCAGCAGAUCGUCGAAAUGAUCACUGACAGUCAGAUUGAGAGCGGGCAGCUGAAGGCCGAUCUGAAGGAGAUGGUCAUGUACACUCUCCUGCGGAAACAUCGCCACCAGACCAAGAAGUCCAACCUGCGUUCGCUGGCAGACAUCGGCAAAAGCGUGUCGAGCGCGAGUCGUCUGUUCAGCAGCCAGGAGAACGCGCGCAGUCCUCUCGAUCACUCUGUGCCUUGCUUUACCACCUUAGAACCUGACGAGCAAAUUCAGAUGCAGAGAAGCAACAGCAUGGGACUUCUCUGUAGUCCGACCACGGCCCAUCGUAACCUGACCUCCAACAGCCUGACUGAUCUCUCAGACAAACCUGAGAAAGACCAGUUGAAUAAUAAAUUCAUGAAGAAGGUUCCCCGAGAUGCAGAAGCGUCAAAUGUACUGGUCGGCGAGGUGGACUUUCUGGACACUCCCUUCGUGGCGUUUGUGCGUCUCCAGCAGGCCGUCAUGUUAGGAGGACUCACCGAGGUUCCUGUUCCCACACGGUUCCUUUUUAUUCUGCUGGGGCCCAAAGGAAAGGCCAAGUCAUACCAUGAGAUCGGACGUGCCAUCGCCACGCUCAUGUCUGAUGAGGUGUUUCAUGACAUAGCUUAUAAAGCGAAAGACCGCGGUGACCUGCUGGCAGGCAUUGAUGAGUUCCUGGAUGAAGUCAUCGUGCUUCCUCCAGGUGAAUGGGACCCUGACAUCAGGAUCGAACCUCCUAAAUCCAUCCCGUCUGCAGAUAAACGUAAAAACAAUAUUGCCGGAGGGGAAAGUCUUCAGAUGAACGGCGGUACUCCUCAUGACGGGAGUCCAGCAGGCGGCGGUGGCCACUCGGUCGGUGAUGAACUCAAAUUUACUGGCAAGUUUUGCGGCGGUCUCAUUCUGGACGUCAAGAGGAAGCUCCCGUUUUAUGCCAGCGACUUUUACGACGCUCUCAACAUACAGUCGCUGUCUGCCAUCUUGUUCAUUUACCUGGGAACCGUCACAAACGCCAUCACCUUCGGAGGGCUGCUGGGAGACGCCACUGACAACAUGCAGGGUGUGUUGGAGAGUUUUGUGGGGACGGCGUUGGCUGGGGCUGUGUUCUGUCUGUUUGCGGGUCAGCCUCUCACUAUCCUGAGCAGCACCGGACCCGUGCUCGUCUUUGAGCGCCUGCUCUUUAAUUUCAGCAAGGAUAAUGAUUUCGACUAUCUGGAGUUCCGGCUGUGGAUCGGUCUGUGGUCUGUCCGCCAACUGAUCAGUGACUUCGCCAUUAUUCUGGCCAUUUUGAUCUUCUGUGGUGUGGAUGCGCUGGUCGGUGUGGAUACACCCAAGCUACUAGUGCCAAGUGAAUUCAAGCCGACGAGUCCAAAUCGUGGUUGGUUUGUUCCUCCAUUUGGAGGAAACCCGUGGUGGGUUUACCUGGCCUCGUUCUUGCCUGCUCUUCUGGUCACCAUCCUCGUCUUCAUGGACCAACAGAUCACGGCGGUCAUCGUCAACCGCAAGGAGCACAAGCUGAAGAAGGGAGCCGGGUAUCACCUGGACCUGUUCUGGGUCUCCAUUCUUCUGAUCGUGUGUUCGUUCAUGGGUCUGCCGUGGUACGUGGCAGCAACCGUCAUCUCCAUCGCACACAUAGACUCCAUCAAGAUGGAAACUGAGACCUCGGCACCCGGGGAACAGCCCAAAUUCCUUGGAGUCAGGGAGCAGAGAGUCACAGGAACAAUGGUGUUUAUUUUGACGGGUCUGUCGGUCCUCAUGGCCCCCAUUCUGAAGUUCAUCCCUAUGCCCGUGCUGUACGGUGUGUUCCUCUACAUGGGUGUUGCGUCUCUCAAUGGCGUCCAGUUUAUGGAUCGUCUCCAGCUCUUGUUGAUGCCUGCAAAACACCAACCAGAUCUGAUCUACCUGAGACACGUACCGCUCAGACGAGUUCACUUGUUCACCUUCAUACAGGUGCUGUGUUUGGCUCUGCUGUGGGUGCUGAAGUCAACUUUUUUAGAAAAAUCACGAGUCGCAAAUAUAAUCAUCAGGCUUUUGAGAACCAUUCUUGCGUUGGUCGCGGUGAGAAAAGCCAUGGAUUAUGUGUUCUCGCAGCACGAUCUCAGUUACCUGGAUGACAUCAUGCCUGAGAAAGACAAGAAGAAGAAAGAGGACGAGAAAAAGAAGAAGAAAAAGAAAGGGAGCAUUGACAGCGACAUGAACGACGAAAGCCCAUGUCCUUCCUCACUCCCUACUGAUGGAAAGCACUUUUUCCUUUCCAAGACUGUGUCAAGUCAGGAUUUAAACCCCUUUAAGAAAACUGUGCCUCAGAUUAGAAUCGAUUUGGACCCCGACAACAACAAAUUCUUCUGGAAAACUCCAGCCUCCGAAACGUCUCUUUAAGCACUCCUGAAAACACUUUCUCACACACACUUUUAGGUCCAGAUGAUGGUUUGGUCAAUCAGCUAAACAGGAAUGUUUCUUUUUAAAGUCCAAAAAAGACACAUGUCAUUUCGACACUACAACC
Molecule: messenger RNA, 3590 nt
Organism: Sinocyclocheilus grahami
Lineage: Eukaryota; Metazoa; Chordata; Actinopteri; Cypriniformes; Cyprinidae
Product: electrogenic sodium bicarbonate cotransporter 1-like
Exons: 25
Coding region: 542-3466 (974 amino acids)
Biological process (GO): monoatomic anion transport; bicarbonate transport; transmembrane transport
Cellular component (GO): basolateral plasma membrane; plasma membrane
Molecular function (GO): sodium:bicarbonate symporter activity; monoatomic anion transmembrane transporter activity; solute:inorganic anion antiporter activity
Source: RefSeq, a predicted model, not a curated record